Vitis vinifera (wine grape) is the source of this 7013-nucleotide messenger RNA. Its product is annotated as glyceraldehyde-3-phosphate dehydrogenase 1, cytosolic. NCBI's taxonomy places the organism in Eukaryota, Viridiplantae, Streptophyta, Magnoliopsida, Vitales, Vitaceae. The record is from RefSeq and is a predicted model, not a curated record. Gene Ontology annotation, molecular function: oxidoreductase activity, acting on the aldehyde or oxo group of donors, NAD or NADP as acceptor; protein binding. The coding region runs from base 8 to 3373 and encodes 1121 amino acids. The transcript is spliced from 22 exons.
AGAUGAUAUGGAAAAUCUAAAAAAGCUUGAUUUGGGCGAAACAGGUAUAAAAAAGCUUCCAUCCUCAAUUGGACGUCUAAAGGCUCUUCAAUACCUAGAUUUGUCAUUUUGCGAAAACCUUGCGAAUCUUCCGAAGAGCAUUUGCAAUUUGAGCUCUCUUAAAACUCUCAUCUUGGAUGCCUGUUACAAUUUAAAGGGCUUUCCAGAAAUCAAAGAUGAUACGGAAAAUCUAAAAAGGCUUUAUUUGAGGGCAACAGAUAUAGAAGAGCUUCCAUCCUCAAUUGGGCGUCUAAAGGCUCUUCAACACUUAGAUUUGUCUUAUUGCAAAAACCUAAGGAGUCUUUCGGAGAACAUUUUCAAUUUGAGCUCUCUUGAAACUCUCAUUGUGCGGGAGUGUUCAAAUUUAAAGCGCUUUCCAGAAAUCAAAGAUGAUAUGGAAAAUCUAAAAAGGCUUGAUUUGGGGGAAAUAGAUAUAGAAGAGCUUCCAUUCUCAGUUGGACGUCUAAAGGCUCUUCAACACCUAGAUUUGUCUGGUUGCAAAAGCCUAAGGAGUCUUUCAGAGAGCAUUGACAAUUUGAGCUCUCUUGAAACUCUCAUUGUGCAGGGGUGUUCAAAUUUAAAGGGCUUUCCAGAAAUCAAAGAUGAUAUGGAAAAUCUAAAAAGGCUUGAUUUGAGGGAAACAGAUAUAGAAGAGCUUCCAUUCUCAGUUGGACGUCUAAAGGCUCUUCAACACCUAGAUUUGUCUGGUUGCAAAAGCCUAAGGAGUCUUUCGGAGAGCAUUUGCAAUUUGAGCUUUCUUGAAACUCUCAUUGUGCAGGGGUGUUCAAAUUUAAAGCACUUUCCAGAAAUCAAAGAUGAUAUGGAAAAUCUAAAAAGGCUUGAUUUUAGGGAAACAAGUAUAGAAGAGCUUCCAUCCUUAAUUGGACGUCAAAAGGCUCUUCAACACCUAGAUUUGUCUAGUUGCAAAAACCUAAGGAGUCUUUCGGAGAGCAUUUUCAAUUUGAGCUCUCUUGAAACUCUCAUUGUGCGGGGGUGUUCAAAUUUAAAGCGCUUUCCAGAAAUCAAAGAUGAUAUGGAAAAUCUAAAAAUGCUUGAUUUGAGGGAAACAGGUAUAGAAGAGCUUACAUCCUCAAUUGGACGUCUAAAGGCUCUUCAACGCCUAGAUUUGUCUGGUUGCAAAAGCCUAAGGAGUCUUUCGGAGAGCAUUUGCAAUUUGAGCUCUCUUGAAACUCUCAUUGUGCGGGGGUGUUCAAAUUUAAAGCGCUUUCCACAAAUCAAAGAUGAUAUGGAAAAUCUAAAAAUGCUUGAUUUGAGGGAAACAGGUAUAGAAGAGCUUACAUCCUCAAUUGGACGUCUAAAGGCUCUUCAACGCCUAGAUUUGUCUGGUUGCAAAAGCCUAAGGAGUCUUUCGGAGAGCAUUUGCAAUUUGAGCUCUCUUGAAACUCUCAUUGUGCGGGGGUGUUCAAAUUUAAAGCGCUUUCCACAAAUCAAAGAUGAUAUGGAAAAUCUAAAAAGGCUUGAUUUUAGGGAAACAAGUAUAGAAGAGCUUCCAUCCUUAAUUGGACGUCAAAAGGCUCUUCAACACCUAGAUUUGUCUAGUUGCAAAAACCUAAGGAGUCUUUCGGAGAGCAUUUUCAAUUUGAGCUUUCUUGAAACUCUCAUUGUGCAGGGGUGUUCAAAUUUAAAGCGCUUUCCAGAAAUCAAAGAUGAUAUGGAAAAUCUAAAAAGGCUUGAUUUGAGAGAAAUAUGUAUAGAAGAGCUUACAUCCUCAAUUGGACGUCUAAAGGCUCUUCAACACCUAGAUUUGUCUGGUUGCAAAAGCCUAAGGAGUCUUUCGGAGAGCAUUUGCAAUUUGAGCUCUCUUGAAACUCUCAUUGUGCGGGGGUGUUCAAAUUUAAAGCGCUUUCCAGAAAUCAAAGAUGAUAUGGAAAAUCUAAAAAUGCUUGAUUUGAGGGAAACAAGUAUAGAAGAGCUUACAUCCUCAAUUGGACGUCUAAAGGCUCUUCAACGCCUAGAUUUGUCUAGUUGCAAAAGCCUAAGGAGUCUUUCGGAGAGCAUUUUCAAUUUGAGCUCUCUUGAAACACUUAAUGUCGAAAGAUGUCCAAAACUGGAGAGAUUGGAGGUGAACCUAGUGGGAUCUUCAAGAUCUUCGGGAUCUUCGGAUCUAACUUUUUGCUUUCUAAAGCAAAGAGUAAUAUGGUGGGGCAAUCGGAGUUUCUACUCAUUCAAACGACACAAUGAAGGAAAGGUCCUUAACCAUCAUGUUUUCUCCCUGUUGUCACUGGUAGAAUUAUGUGAAAGAAACUCCACAUUCAUGGAAAGCAUAAUCUUCAGUGAUUGUCUCCAUCCAUCAUCACUGAAAGUACUAUCUGUUGGUAACUUUAAUACAAUGGAACGAGGAAUCCUCAGUGAUAUUUUCCACUAUUCUUCAUUGAAAACUUUAUCUCUUCAUAACUGCAAUCUAAUGGAGGAAGGAAUCCUUACGAAUGUUUGGAGCUUACCUUUACUGGAAGAAUUAUCUCUGAGUAACUGCAAUCUAAGGGAAGGAGAGAUCCUCAAUCAUAUUUGCCACCUGUCAUCAUUGCUAAAGUUAUCUCUGGAUGGGAACCAUUUUAGUAGAAUACCUGCCAACAUCAUUCAACUUUCUAAACUGAGAACCCUCGACUUGAGUCACUGCCAGAAGCUUGUACAAAUUCCAACGCUUCCCCAAAGUUUACGAUUUCUUGAUGCCCAUGGUUGUCCUUGCUUGGAAACUUUAUCAAGUCCCUCAAGUUCACUUGGUUUUUCUCUAUUCAAAUGUUUCAAAUCAGCAAUUGAGGAGUUUGAGUGCCGGUCCUAUUGGAGCAAGGAAAUCACAAUUUUUAUUCCUGGAAAUAAUGGAAUUCCGGAGUGGAUAAGCCAUAAGAAAAAAGGAUCUAAAAUAGAAACAGAGCUUCCUGUGAAUUGGUGGGAGGAUAACAACUUUUUGGGAUUUGCUGUUUUUGUUCCACUUCACAUUGAAUCUAAGGAAGAUCCUUGUAGUUUGACAUGUGAAUUGUAUUUCCAUAAUUGCUUAGAAUAUCCGGAACGUUUUUUCUAUGAACUCCGGUUCCUGGAUAAACUCUCGUUUGAACGCGGUUAUCCCUGUUGCCAUAAUGGUGGUGAAUCAAAUAGAGUUUGGGUGGCAUAUUAUCCUAAGGUUGCUAUUGAGAAUGAUUAUUGGUCAGAUAAAUGGAUACAUUUGAAGGCUUUAUUUCAUAGUGAACACUCGAAAGUGGAAGAGUGUGGGCUUCAUCUUAUAUAUAAAACCGACAUCUUAAAUACAGAUUUCAAUGUUAAGAGAAGUCUUGAUGAUGCAGAGAACCCACACAACAAAAAAUCAAGACAUCUCUAGUUUUCAACCCAACAUACUUUUCUUCACCCUCCUGUAAGAUGGUUGUAAUUCGCUAUGUGAUGUGAAUUUCUGAGAUGAUGGAUUUGGAUUAGUGGAUGAUCCCCUCAUCUAAAUGCUGGCUCAUGGAUUUGUAUUGCAAAAGAUGCUAAUGUUGAUGGACAGGAAAGCUAUGCCGCCCAAGAUGAUGAAGAGAAUCAUAUGCAUAAAUUGUUGGAGUUUCUUUACAAAUUUUUUCAAUGGAUUUUUGUAGAAGACACUGAACAUUAUCUCAAACUUUUGGAGGAGGUGAAGUAUUCGCAAAUUUCAGUAUACAGAUAUUAUUCUCUUGUUUUAGUGGCGAUGUGUUAUGGAAGCUUUUAUCUGACAAGGAUGCAUACAACUAGUUCUUGUUUUCACUCGAUCGGGUUAAAAUUCAAAACAAUAAUUGUGUUCUAUGUGAUGGCCUGAGGAGACAACCUUUUGAAGGAGCUCAUUUGGUUUGGGAUGAUAAGAAAAGAGGAAGAGAUAACAUAUGGCAAAAGUGAGGGUUAAAGGUCUUACGGAAGCGCAACUUAAAGCCAUCAGCUUGAGAUUUAGCUGAAUUGAAUCAAGAAGAGGAUCCCUUUACACGCCUUGACUGGAGUUUGAAUGCGGAUAAUGGAUCAAGGAAAUCCAAAUUGUUAUUCCAGGAAAUAAUGGAAUUCCAGAGUGGAUAAGCCAACAGAAAAAAAGAUCUGAAAUAACAAUAGAGCCUCCUAUGGAUUGGUACUAGAAUAACGACUUCUUGGGAGUUGCCUUAUGCUCUGUUUAUGUUCCUUUUCAUAUUGAAUCAGAGGAAGAUCCUUGUAGUUUAGAAUGUGAAUUGAAUUUCCAUGGUCAUCAAUUUGAAUUUGUAUAUGAUCUACCAUCUAACUUCUGGUCCAUGGGUGGUUCCUCAUCUAAAUGUUGGCCUGUGGAUGAUCUCUUGUUUGAAUGCGGUUAUUCCUGCUGCCAUAAUGGUGGUGAAUCAAAUCAAGUUUGGGUGGCAUAUUAUCCUAAGGUUGCUAUUAAAAAUGAGUAUUGGUCAAAUGAAUGGAAGCUUUUGAAGGCUUCAUUGCAUGGUUUCAUUGCUGGUAAACUAGUGAAAGUGGAAGAGUGUGGGUUCCAUCUUUUAUAUAUGCCCAAAACUGUCAACAGAACCAUCCCACGAGAUACAAAUAUAAAAGGCGUCAAACACAAUCAUGCAGCAAUGACACAGUACCUUGAUGUGCAGAGAAGCUUUGGCACCAAAUUAGUACUUGAAGGUGCUAAUGUUAAUGCAUAGAGAGAGAAGUUGUGACGACACAUAAAGUACAGGCCGCGCCCAUUCUCCAAUGGCGCCUAUAUGCACAAGUGGUUGGAGGUUCUUUGCAAAUUUGUCCAAUGGAUAUGCUGCAGAAGAUAUUAAACAUUCAUCUCAAGCUUUUGCCCAAUACUAAGCCCUAAGGUAUGAGGAUCUGCUGAUUUGAAGGGUUUUGUAGGAUUCGAUUUGCUAAUUUCAAUUCUUAAGAAAUGGAUCUCGAUUAGGCCAUGAUACUACUGUUGAUGGUAUGGCCAAAGAUGGCCUCUGGGAUGUUUACAACGAUUUUGGAAUGGCAAUUUGUGCAGAAAUAUGUGCUGAUCAGCAUAAGAUAACAAGAGAACAACAGUUUGAUGCUGCAAAACUAAGGAAACUUUGACCAAGUUUCAAGGAUGGGGGUUCAGUUACUGCAGGGAAUGCUUCUAGCAUAAGUGAUGGUGCGGCUGCAUUAGUGCUAGUGACUGGUAAGAAGGCAGUUGAGCUUAGAGUCCAAGUGAUUGCUAAGAUUGCAGGAUAUGGUGAUGCUGCUCAGGCACCUGAGUUGUUUACAACUACCCCAGCCCUUGCAAUUCCAAAAGCUAUUUCUAAUGCUGGCCUGAAGGCUUCUCAAAUUGAUUACUAUGAAAUAAACAAGGCUUUCGCCGUUGUAGCUCUUGCUAAUUAAAAGUUGCGGUCUUGAUCCUGAAAAGGUCAAUGUUCAUGGUGGAUCUAUAUCUUUGGGACAUCCAAUAGGUUGCAGUGGUGCUCGUAUCUUGGUCACAUUGUUAGGGCUGGAUGAUUCUUCAGGCAUUGUGGGAUGCGGCUUGGUAUUUUUUUCUUUCAACAUUGCCACUUUGUUUUAUUUUUUAUUUUUUCGAUUUCACUCUAUUAUUUUCUACCUUAUGGUUUUCUCUAGGGUUUUGAAUUGCUAGGGUUUCAAGUUACCAGAGGAUUUGGUGGCUUUUCAGGUAUGAAAAUUCCACCUGAGGGUGCCCCAAAAGGCUUUACUGGUGUUUUAGACAGGAAAGGUAACCCCUGAUUUACAGAUUCUAGAUGGUGGAGAAUAGAUAGGCCUGAAUCAUUUUAGGCCCGUAAAACCCUUGGGACCUAGUGACACUGGUGUUGAAAAUUUUUCAUUUUUGAGAAGAUGUGCUUCUGGGUAUUUAUUGUGUGCAGUUUAUCUUGGAGAAGCUGCAUCUAUCAGUUGCAAUUUGCUCUUACAGGAGGAGCAAGUUACAGGUAUGUUUCCUCUUGAUUCUUUCAUCCUCUGUUCCCAUAUAUUUGUGUUCCUAGGUCAUGUUUCAGGAUGAAUCUAUGUCGAUAUGGUACUCUGGCAAAAAAGUGAAACAACUUAAACUAAGCAAUGUUUCAAGAAUUAUUCUUGGACAGUGUACUUUCAUCCAAAUCUCUCUCUCCAUUCAUAUCUACUCUUGAGUUAAGGCCUCAACCUUUCAAUAUAUGCCACCGAUUUUGAGGAUGGUUUCUUCUUGAAAGUUGCUGCUAGAGGCGGAAUAUGAGGGAAAUUUGAAGGAAAUCCUUGGUUACACUAAGGAUGAUGUGGUAUCAAGUGACUUUAUCGGGGACCGCAGGUCGAGUAUUUUUUAUGCCAAGGCUGGAAUUGCUCUGAAUGACAACUUUAUCAAGUUGGUCUCUUGGUAUGAUAAUGAAUGGGUUUACAGUUGGUUAAGAAGAGGAUGGAACAGUCCAGUGAUAAUAGUUGGAGCAGAAGAUAAGGAGUACCAAUUGACUAUAGAGGACAUUGAUUUGAGUUUUGUGUUCAUGUACAUUCUGUAACAGAGGAGGAUGUUAAAGGAAAAGCUCAGUAUAAACAUACAGAUUUUGUAAAAGCAGUGGUGCUGAAGAUGCUGCUGAAUUGUCCAUUAAAGGUGUUCAACUUGAACACCGGAAGGUUCAACCUGGAAACAUAUCAAUUCUUGGAUACUGUUAAGAAACACUAUGGCAUCCGCAUUGAAUGCAUGUUUCCAGAUGCUGUUGAAGUUCAGGGCUUGGUGAGGAAAGUGAGACCCCACCUUCUAGCUGGGAAAAUUUAAUUUGUAAACGUCAAGUCUCAUUGAUGUUGGUUUCAACUGUAGUAUGUAAUUGUUGCAAUAGUAAUGCAAAGCAAGUACAAACAUGACAACUUGAACUCUCAAGGACAGUCAAUGACCCAAAAUAGCAGAGUCAAUCAACUUUAGUUGUUGAUAUGUUGUAUUGUUCAUUGUGCUUAAAUUCUGAAAAACUUAUUAUAAUAGCCGGUUUGUAACCUGUGAAGUGAGAUGGCGGUACACUGAAACUAAGUCUGCAUAUCUGCACAGACAUUUUAUAUAAAAAAACCACAAAGUAACUUGUGGAACUCUACAGCCA